AUGGCCAGAGAAAGCCAAGUCCCUCAACCGGGUCCUGCCCGCCUGUCUCCCGGCGCCGGCCCCGACGAAUGGCUAGAGCAGGCAAAGCAGUGCAAGUACCUGCCCGAGGCCGACAUGAAGCGCCUGUGUGAGAUUGUUAAGGAGUGCCUGAUGGAGGAGUCCAACAUUCAACCAGUCAACACUCCUGUCACUGUCUGUGGUGACAUCCACGGCCAAUUCUACGACCUGCUCGAGCUCUUCGCUGUCGCCGGUGGCAUGCCUUGUGACAACAACCCAAACGAACCUCAAUCAGAAGCUCCGAAGCCUGAGCUUGCCAAAUCUCCUCUGCCAAAAGGCUUCUCCGCUGCCGAUAUCGAACCACCCUCCACAAUCAAUGACCCCCGCGUCAAGCGCAAGAUGAAGCGUCGCUUCCAACGCGAUAGUGCAUACACUUCAUCUGCCUCUAAUGCCUCAGACGAUACCGGUGACGAUCCGGAAGGGGAUGAUGGCCAAGAAGGAAGCGAACUCAGAGGUCGCGUGAGGAGCCACGAAGACGAUAGUGAUAGCGGAAUUGGCGGCAGCCCAGAAGCCUCUAGGAAAAAGCAACCUGGAUCCAGCAGCAACAACAACGGAAAGCAAAACUUCAUCUUCCUCGGCGAUUUUGUUGAUCGUGGAUAUUUCUCCCUCGAGACCUUUACCUUGCUCAUGUGUCUGAAAGCAAAAUUCCCGGACCGCAUCACCCUUGUGCGCGGAAACCACGAAUCUAGACAGAUCACUCAGGUCUACGGUUUCUACGAAGAGUGCCAGACCAAAUAUGGAAAUGCCUCGGUCUGGAAGUCUUGCUGUCAGGUCUUUGAUUUCCUUGCUCUUGCUGCGAUUGUCGAUGGCAAAGUGCUCUGUGUGCACGGUGGCUUGAGUCCCGAGAUUCGCACCUUGGACCAGAUUCGUGUCGUUGCCAGAGCCCAGGAGAUUCCCCACGAGGGUGCUUUCUGCGAUCUAGUAUGGAGUGAUCCUGAGGAAGUUGAUACAUGGGCUGUGAGUCCCAGAGGCGCUGGUUGGCUCUUUGGUGAUAAGGUCGCCACAGAGUUCAACCACGUCAACGGUUUGCAACUUAUCGCCCGCGCUCAUCAACUGGUCAACGAAGGGUACAAGUACCACUUCAAGAACCAAGAUGUAGUGACUGUCUGGUCAGCACCAAACUACUGCUACCGCUGUGGUAACGUUGCCAGUAUCAUGACUCUUGGCGAGGAUCUAGAACCAGACUUUACCAUCUUCUCCGCUGUGCCGGAUCACAGACGCGCCGUUCCCGCAGGCAGAGGAAGGACUGGAGAAUACUUUUUGUAA
Messenger RNA from Aureobasidium melanogenum CBS 110374, 1323 nucleotides. RefSeq names its product Metallo-dependent phosphatase. Gene Ontology annotation, biological process: G1/S transition of mitotic cell cycle; peptidyl-serine dephosphorylation. Bases 1 to 1323 code for a protein of 440 amino acids. Gene Ontology annotation, molecular function: protein serine/threonine phosphatase activity. Lineage: Eukaryota; Fungi; Ascomycota; Dothideomycetes; Dothideales; Saccotheciaceae. The record is from RefSeq and is a predicted model, not a curated record. Gene Ontology annotation, cellular component: cytoplasm. The transcript is spliced from 3 exons.